AUGGCGCCGUAUAAAGCACUUUAUGGAAGGAAGUGUAGAUCUCCGCUCUACUGGAAUGAAGUUGGCGAACGAAGGGCACUUGGACUCGAUGCAGUCGAAGAGAUGGUCGAAAUCGUUCGACAAAUCCGUGCGCGAAUGAAGGAAGCCCAGGACAGACAAAGGUCGUACGCCGACGUCCGGCGGACGGACUUACAAUUCCAAGACGGUGAUAAAGUUUUCCUCAAGGUAUCCCCGUCGAAAGGGAUAACGCGUUUUGGGGUUAAAGGAAAAGCUGAAACCGUGUUUUAUCGGACCUUGCGAAAAUACGUGUUCGAUCCGAAGCAUGUGAUUCGCUACGAGGAAGUUGCCGUAAACACGAAUCUGAGCUACGAGGAGCAACCCCAGAUGAUCUUGGAUCGAAAGGUUCAAACCUCGAGAAACAAAUCUACUGCCUUCGUGAAAAUACAAUGGAGAAACUACGGGUCCGAAGAAGCCACGUGGGAGCUUGAGGACAAGAUGAUGGAACUAUACCCAGAACUCUUUCCAUAA
This is a messenger RNA of Salvia hispanica, 528 nucleotides long. The record is from RefSeq and is a predicted model, not a curated record. Lineage: Eukaryota; Viridiplantae; Streptophyta; Magnoliopsida; Lamiales; Lamiaceae.